Hydra vulgaris (swiftwater hydra) is the source of this 1517-nucleotide messenger RNA. Its product is annotated as 4-galactosyl-N-acetylglucosaminide 3-alpha-L-fucosyltransferase 9. Gene Ontology annotation, cellular component: membrane. Gene Ontology annotation, molecular function: alpha-(1->3)-fucosyltransferase activity. The record is from RefSeq and is a predicted model, not a curated record. Lineage: Eukaryota; Metazoa; Cnidaria; Hydrozoa; Anthoathecata; Hydridae.
CCAUUUGUUUAAAUUGUUUUAUCUAAAUUGUAUGUUUAAAUAACAUGAAAAUUUGUGAAAAUUAACUUACUGUAAUUUUUCUUGCAUUAUAAAAUGUGGUUCAAAAGUUCAAAAAUAAUGCCAAAGACCGAUGGACAAAGAAAGAAAUUUAUUUUGACUAGUUACGUUUUGUUUGUUUUAACAUUCUAUUUACUAAAAUGGAAUUAUAGUUACAGCAAUCAACAUAAAGAAACUAUUUUAGUACUUUUUUAUACACCAUUUUUUGGGGAAAAACCAUGGAGUUAUGUAGGAAGUGACGAUCUUGCUAAAAACUGUGGAUGCUACUUAAAUAACUGUCAAUUUAGUUACGAUAUUAAUCUUUUUAACAAAAGUGAUGCGGUUUUAUUUAAUGGACGCGAUCUGCCUUUUUAUGGUGAUUUGUUACAGUUAGCUUUAAGAAAACCAUCUUUCCAACUAUGGGGGUUUUUUAGUAUGGAAAGUAAUUUGAACACGCUUGUUGCUGACAAAUUCGAUAGCAUUUUUGAUUUUAUCUCAUCAUAUCAUUUAGACUCUGACGUUAGAAUACCGUACAGAUAUCACUUUCCUAAAAAGAAAAUAAUGCAUAUAAAAAGAAUAGAUAGAAAACAAUCCCAAAUGUUUCCUAGAACAAACUACUUUAAAAGCAAAACCAAAAGCGUUGCAUGGUUCGUGAGCAACUGCCAAGCAUACCAGAGAAAUUUGUUAGCUCAAUCACUUCUGCAACAUGGUAUUAAGUUAGAAAUUUAUGGUAAAUGUACUCAAGAUUUUUUCAAUCAAAGUUUGAGCUGUAGCGGGAAAAGUUGUGAAAAAGAGCUAAAAAAAUUUAAGUUUUACUUUGCGGCUGAAAACAGCCUGUGUACUGAUUAUAUUACUGAAAAAUACUGGUUCACAGCGAUUGAUUCAAACACAAUACCUAUUGUUUUCGGCGGAGCAAAUUAUAACAACGAAAACUUGGCCAUUCCGGGAUCGUAUAUCAACGUGUUUGACUUUAAUUCAAGCAAAGCACUAGCAGAUUAUAUUAAAUUGCUAGAGUUUGACGAAAAAAAGUUUAACAGCUACUUUGAAUGGAAGUUAGAUUGGGAUUUAUCUCCAAAAAGUUGCUCUCAAUACGCUUGCAGUUUAUGUAACAAAAUGCGAAAAGGUAUCAAUCCACAUAAAAAAUCUUUAAAGGAGGUUUUCCAUGUUAGUGGUUGCAAUCAAGCAACUUCAAAGUUUAUGAAAUGGAUUAAAUUGUAAAUACAAUGUUCAACAAAAUCUUUAGAAUACUACAAUUAAAAAAAGAGAGACAAGGGUGCAUCUAGUUAGGAGGCAGCUAUGAGUGCAUUUUAACUACAAGGUGAAAAAAGAAUCAGCUAAAUCUUUUCUUAUCGAGCAAUUUUUUAUGUUUUCAAUUCAUUUUGUAUUUUUUUAUAAUUUGAUUUUUAGUACUAACUGUAAAGCGAAAUUUUAUCACACUGUUCAAAUUUUUUAACUCUCAAAAAUACCAAUUUGUAAAGUCA